Lodderomyces theae is the source of this 1158-nucleotide messenger RNA. It is a transcript of the gene FDH1, whose product is annotated as formate dehydrogenase (NAD+). Gene Ontology annotation, cellular component: cytosol. The transcript has a single exon. The record is from RefSeq and is a predicted model, not a curated record. The coding region runs from base 1 to 1158 and encodes 385 amino acids. NCBI's taxonomy places the organism in Eukaryota, Fungi, Ascomycota, Pichiomycetes, Serinales, Debaryomycetaceae. Gene Ontology annotation, molecular function: NAD binding; oxidoreductase activity, acting on the CH-OH group of donors, NAD or NADP as acceptor; formate dehydrogenase (NAD+) activity.
AUGGGCAAGCCAAAGGUUUUAUUGGUGCUUUAUGCUGGUGGUAAGCAUGCUAAAGAGGAGAAGAAGUUGUUAGGUGCUAUUGAAAAUGAGUUGGGCAUUCGUCAAUUUAUUGAAGACCAUGGUUACGACUUGGUUGCAACCACCGACAAAGACAAUGUCAAUUCGGCAUUUGAUUCAAACUUGGAAGAUGCUGAGAUUGUCAUCACCACCCCAUUUUACCCAGCCUAUUUGACUAAGGAAAGAAUUGCCAAGGCACCAAAGUUGAAGAUCGCUAUCACUGCCGGUGUUGGAUCUGAUCAUGUUGAUUUGAACGUAGCUAACGAGAGAGGAAUCUCAGUUUUGGAAGUCACAGGGUCAAACGUCCAAUCGGUUGCGGAACAUGCAGUCAUGACUAUGCUCGUUUUGAUUAGGAACUAUAACAUUGGCCAUUUACAAGCUACCUCUGGAGGAUGGGACGUUGCUGCUGUUGCAAAACAAGAAUACGACUUGGAGGGCAAAGUCGUUGCUACUGUUGGUGCAGGUAGAAUUGGUUACCGUAUUUUAGAGAGAUUGGUUCCAUUCAAUGUCAAGAAGUUGUUGUAUUACGAUUAUCAACCAUUGCCAGCUGAGGCGGAGGAGAAGUUGAACAAAGCUUCCAAAUUGUACAAUGAUGUUGAUGUCAUUGUUGAAAAAGUGGAUGACUUAGAGGCAUUGGUUGCUGAAGCCGAUAUUGUCACCAUCAACUGUCCAUUGCACGAAAAGACCAAAGGCUUGUUUGACAAAGCAUUGAUCUCAAAAAUGAAGAAAGGUGCUUACUUGGUCGACACUGCCAGAGGAGCUAUUUGUGAUGCUGAUGCAGUUGCUGAAGCUUUGGAGUCUGGUCACCUCGGUGGUUACGGUGGUGAUGUUUGGAAUGUUCAACCGGCACCAAAGGACCACCCAUGGAGAAAGAUGCACAACCCAUACGGCCCAGAAUAUGGUAAUGCCAUGACCAUUCACGUCUCUGGUACCUCUUUGGAUGCUCAAGCUAGAUAUGCCGCUGGUGUUAAGCAGAUCUUGACCCAAUACUUUGACAAGACCUACAACUACAGACCUCAAGAUGUCAUUUGUAUUGAUGGCCACUACGCUACUAAAGCCUACGGACAGCGUGAUGAUGAUGCUAAGAAAGUUCCAAAAUGA